AGUUUCAUUCGUGAAAUUAAUCGUGAAACAACCAACCAAGAAAGUUUCAGUGAUUCCGUGAUUUUUGGAUUUCAUAUUUUGUUGGAUUUUGUGAUAAUUAAAUAUUUAAAAACAAGACUACUUAGCCACUUGCCAUAAGAAAAGAAGUGUUGAUUUGUAAUUUGUCAUCGUAUUACUAUUAUACAAUUGUUGUUGGAUUUGUUGUUGUUGGUUUAUUGGAGGGCCACACGACGAGCACGACGAAAAAUAGAAGAAAAAAAUAUAUAAUAAAUUAAAAAUAUUUCCGAGUGCGCAAUAAGAAGAGAAUUGUUUGAAACGACGACAGGAGUUUAAAAGCAUUUUAAAGCCUAUCCCCAAAACAAACAAAAAAAAAUCGUUGAGAAUAGAAUUCUCUUGGUUUUUUGCUGUGAAAUUUGAAGUAUAAAAAAUGUCGACUCCCGCACGAAGACGUCUAAUGAGAGAUUUUAAAAGACUUCAAGAAGAUCCACCAACUGGUGUUUCUGGAGCGCCCACAGAUAAUAAUAUUAUGAUAUGGAAUGCUGUGAUUUUUGGUCCACAUGACACACCCUUCGAAGAUGGCACAUUCAAAUUAACAAUAGAAUUUACGGAAGAGUAUCCCAAUAAACCGCCAACGGUUAGAUUUGUAUCAAAAGUAUUUCAUCCCAAUGUUUAUGCCGACGGAGGCAUCUGUUUGGAUAUUUUACAAAACAGAUGGAGUCCCACAUAUGAUGUUUCAGCUAUAUUAACUUCAAUACAGUCGUUAUUGAGUGAUCCUAAUCCUAAUUCUCCAGCUAAUUCUACAGCUGCCCAACUUUACAAAGAGAAUCGUCGAGAAUAUGAGAAACGAGUGAAAGCUUGUGUAGAGCAAAGUUUCAUUGACUAGCCAUCAGCCGCCGCCGCCGUUAAAGCCUUUAAUUUAAUGCAAAUUAAUCUUAAAGAACAACCACAACCACAACAGCAACAACAACCACAUUUUCACCUGGAGUUCAUGUUCACAAUCAUUUCAGUUUUAUAAAAAAUGCUGCUAAGAAAAUACCAACCACCUCCCCCAACCCGCGCCCCAAAAUCAAUAAACUAAACAAAACCAAUCCCUCCUUUUAUUAGCUCGCUCGCUCGCGUCGCGUCCCUAACAAACCUUAGAGUUAAAAAAAAAGAUAAACAAGAAAUACAAAAUCCAAAGAGGAAGAGAAUACACAAGAAUUUUAUUAGUAGUCGUCGUCGUCGUCGUCGUCGUUGUCAUCAUCGUCGUCGUCGUUGUUUCACCACCCCUCAACAAAGAAAAAUGUUGGACCUCCAAAUUAAGUAAUAAACUCAAAACAGAAACAAAGUAAAAUAAAGUAAAGCGAAAUGGAAAUGGAAAAACCUACAACAAAAACACACACACACUUGCAAUUACAAAAUAUGGAUAGAAAUUUUAAAAGAUUACACAAAAACAGGCUUUUAACUAUUGAGUACUAUACGGCCCCUCCCCUCCACCUACCCAAGGAUUUUCGGAUGAACUCCUUUUUGGUUUUCCUGUAUUCUUAUAUAGCAAUACUUAAUUACUUAUGAUGGGAAGCGAUGGGAAUACUACUCGCGUAUUGUUUUAAUAAAAGAAAAAGAAAAAAACUUAAAUCAUACAAAUCAAAGGAAGGAAAGAAGGCAGGAUUCGAUUUAUUAAUAAUUAUAGCAACAAUAGUAUAGAAAGCAAAUCAUAAUUAUCUAAACCCCCUCUCUCUCUCUCUCUCUCGCCGCCACACAAAAAUAAAAACAAACAACAACUAUUCCUACCACAAGUAAACAAUAAACAAUCUAACAAGACAGCCACUCAGACAAACUCUCUCCCCCCC
Messenger RNA from Stomoxys calcitrans (stable fly), 1829 nucleotides. It is a transcript of the gene Ubc6, whose product is annotated as ubiquitin-conjugating enzyme E2-17 kDa. The record is from RefSeq and is a predicted model, not a curated record. The transcript is spliced from 3 exons. Gene Ontology annotation, biological process: DNA repair; protein polyubiquitination; proteasome-mediated ubiquitin-dependent protein catabolic process. Lineage: Eukaryota; Metazoa; Arthropoda; Insecta; Diptera; Muscidae. The coding region runs from base 428 to 883 and encodes 151 amino acids. Gene Ontology annotation, molecular function: ubiquitin conjugating enzyme activity. Gene Ontology annotation, cellular component: HULC complex.